This is a messenger RNA of Cercospora beticola, 3066 nucleotides long. RefSeq lists its product as uncharacterized. The record is from RefSeq and is a predicted model, not a curated record. NCBI's taxonomy places the organism in Eukaryota, Fungi, Ascomycota, Dothideomycetes, Mycosphaerellales, Mycosphaerellaceae.
AUGAGUGGCAGACGUAAAUCCGCUCGGAGCUCUCACUCCGCGAAAUCACCAUCGCUCGCGACCAUCUCCGAGAUGGAACCGCCAGAAGGCGCCCCAGCACAGCGGCCAUCCGAACGAUCAUCAGAAGAGACACCCACACCUGAACAGCGGCAACUCAAGCGAGAGCGGUACCAGCUCGCGGGCAACGCGUUCGCGCAACAAGAAUUUGCCCGUCGCCAAAUGACACCCCCCACUGUCAUUCAUCCAGCUUUCCGCCCGGGCUUCAACCUUCUCGACACCACCCAGCCGCUUCCAGAACUCGAUCCGUCCGAGCGACUGCCGCACGCAGAAGAGUCGCCGACGAUGAGGUUGCAGUUCCCGAAGAACUCGCUCGAGACCGACCGGGUCGCCACUUCAGGGCAGAUGCACCGCGAGUCCACCCAGACGACACUGUCUCAGUUCAUGCUCAACCCGCCUGAGAUCGAUCUGGGCACCACUCCAGAGCACACUCCCGUGCCGACUCAACGCGAGUGGCUCGAAACUCGAGACAACCUCGAACUGCACGGCGGUCAGCAGCCACACAUCCCCGUUAUCAAGCACACGCCCAAGUCGACGGCCGAAGAGUUUGCAUCCGCAGUCAGCACCGUCUCCCAGAAUGAAGUCCAAACCGAGCCGCGCACGCCGGGUCACAAGAGCCCAAAGAAGACGACAUUCCUGGAACGUGUGACGAAGUGGACAGCUCGCCGCACUCACACGCAUGCGCAGAAGCAAAAGAGUGAUGCUGAUCAGGCCCCUGACUUGCCUUUGCCGCCAAAAGCGCGCGCAGUGCUUCAACAACCACCACCUGCUCGUGGCCUCGGCCGCUCACCAUCCAAGACCAAGUCUUUCUUCGCCAGAAGACGCUCAGAUGCCAAUGACUUGCCAAAGCCAGAGCCAGUCCGCGCCGCCACUUCACUCGGUCAUCGCACACCGCGAAGUGUCCAUUUUGACACGCCUGAGCCUAGUGCCGCACAAAGCCGUCAUGUUUCAAGGUCGUCCACUGCUCAGCGCACAUCUAAUCUGGGUCGUUCGCAGAGUCUGAAGUACAUCGACAACGCCGUCCCACCUACUCCACCCGCGAAGGACACGCCGCCCGACGAGCCGCCGAUCCGCAACAUGGCUCAACAGCGACCAGCUUUUGCAUACGAGACACCAAGCAAGCCACGCGAAUACACCAGCUCGGGCAGACUGAGUCCGAGUCGCAUCGGCAGCAACAGCAGUCGAGGAGCUGCAAAACUCGUCACACAGCCUAGCAUGUUCUCGCUACGUGCCUCGGUCGUGCCGGGAGCAAUGGAUCAAGCAGAGCUGGACGAUGCAAAUUCGCGUAUUGGUGGACUAGGAAUCGAGGGCUUCAGCAUGCCUCACGAAACACGUCGCGGCAGUUACACUGCUGCAUACAGCCCCAGCGUCUACUCUCCCGACGACUUCCGCAGGUCCGCGGCGCUGUUCCCAGAGCGUGCGGCCACAAUGUCCACUUCUCAGCAGUCCGGCCACCUACUGUCCUCACUGCGCACUCCGAGAGAAGUAGACCGCCUCGAACAGAUGCGGCAGCGCGGGUCACCUCAUACUGCACAGAGCAGCAAUUCUGACAUGGGCACCAUUUCUAUGGUGUAUCCCGACUUGGCGAAAGACCCAUCUAUUGCAUCCUUCAUGAGCAUGGAGCCACCACCGUCUCCUUCACCACAGCCUGGCGUCACCGAUCGUGCUUUCGAUGAGGUCGAGAAGAUGCUCAAUACCAAAGACCAGCAGCGCACGGCCAACCUGAACGUGACUCCGAAGGCAGGUUUCGGAGGCAAAGCGAGCACUUCUACACGCCAUGUAUCUGAAGACUCCAAGGACGGUCUAUUCGCUAUACCAGUGGAGCGUCCUCAGUCCUUCGAUGAGACUACCCCACCAGCAUUCAGCUCAAAAGCAGUGGCCCACAGCACGCUCCACAGACAACAAACUGUCGCAUCUUCACCAAUGGCACAUCAUCUUAGUGCAGUACCGUCUCCGCUUCGCAACAGUGAUGGACAGAUCUAUCUGCCACAGACGACCUUCUCGCCACCGAAGCCACGCUCACGCAAGGAAUCGCACCUGGCAGCUACUGUACCACAGAUUGAGGAAAAGGCGUCCAGCGAGACCUUGCUGUCGCCUUACGAUCCACCAUGGACUCCCAGCGGUCGCCCAAAGCCCAAAGAAGACAUCUUCAAGAACAAGCCGGCUCUUGCUGCAAGCACUGGUGAUGAGCUGGUCGUCCGUCAGUCUCCACCAGUGGGUGGCAUGCGCUGGUCGAACGAAGCACCAGCUACUCCCGGAGAUCCACGCAAAUCGACCACUCGUCGCAAAGUAUCGGCGUUCGAAUCACCGUGGAAGGUGGCGACCACUGCCUCAGAACCACAGGCUCCUUCCAUGCCGCUUCCUGAGGAUCCUGACGAUUUCCACGAUCUAGACGACUUGAUUGAGAUGAUUACUGAGCGAGAUACCGCCAUCCAAGACCUGCAGACCGAGAUGAAGUAUGAGAACACUCGCCUGCAUCAGCGUCUUGCCUCACUGGAGAUCAAGGAUCGCGAGAAGAAGCAUAGCAGCAGGAAGAUCAGCAGUGCCGUGCAAGAGGAGAACAAAUCAAGCAGAGCUGGAAAGCAGUCAGCCAGAGUUGAUGACACCAAGGCGAAGCGCAUCUCCACCUCUUUUGCGCACGAGUACUAUCAGAACCAGACCAAGACAGGUCCCAUCUCGCCGACCGACAGUGUCCCAAUGAGCGAGCGUUCGACCAUCAUCUUGACGCCGAACAUGCCUCAGCUCGGAGCUAUCCCAGACCUGCCUCGGCCACAGGAAGUUCCACGCGAGGACUCUCCAACUCUCCCGCCUGGAUCUCCGAAUCCGGUUGCAACACCACCAGCCAAGAAGGCAUCGGAGUCUACCACUCCUGUCUCGCCUUCGGCGGCCAAUACCGACACGAGAUACAACGACCUCAUGGCUGUGAUGCAGCAACAACAAGCCAUGAUGCUUCAAAUGAUGCAAGAGAUCAAGGACUUGAAGCGCUCUGGCCAGGGCUCGGAGCACUAG